AUGCCUAGGCCCAACAAGUCCAUAGCCGUUGACAACCUUAAUCUCAUUUCUCUGACUUCAUGCGUUGGCAAGCUGUUUGAGCAUAUGAUCCAUGACCGGCUCACGUCGCACCUUGCGGACAACGGGUACUUCGCAGACACCAUGUACGGCUUCCGCCAGCUGCUUUCCACGCAGGACAUCAUUUUACUCCUCAAGAAAGAUCUAGUUCAUCACUUGAGCAAGAAUAGCAAGUCGUCCCUACUUUCCAUUGAUUCCAAGAGUGCCUUCGACAAUGUUAGCCAUAAAGCAAUACUACAAAGUCUCGAAGAUACCGGCUGCAGUUCCAAGAUUUAUGGCUAUGUUCGAAGCUUCAUCACCGGUCGUACGGCCACUGUGGGAAUAUAG
Molecule: messenger RNA, 384 nt
Organism: Rhipicephalus microplus (southern cattle tick)
Lineage: Eukaryota; Metazoa; Arthropoda; Arachnida; Ixodida; Ixodidae
Source: RefSeq, a predicted model, not a curated record